Messenger RNA from Cuscuta campestris, 1242 nucleotides. The record is from the annotation of a GenBank genome assembly. NCBI's taxonomy places the organism in Eukaryota, Viridiplantae, Streptophyta, Magnoliopsida, Solanales, Convolvulaceae.
GAUACAAAAUUUCAAGCAAAAUCCAAACGAGCCCCUUUACGAGGCUUGGGAGAGAUUCAAAGAUCUUCAAAGGCAAUGCCCACAUCAUAAUAUCCAGUCCUGGCACUUAAUGACGGCUUUCUAUGAAGGCCUAAAUGAAAACUCACGGAUAUUGUUGGAUGCCUCAGCGGGAGGAUCAUUCAUGAGCCUUGAACUUGACGAAGCUGAAGAACUCAUUGAGCGGAUCUCAACAAAUGGAUCUACAUGGUACUCUGAUCGUCCAUCCGCUCAACCAAAAUUGGAGGCAUCACCGCCUCAUGUUCCUGUUUUCAUGUGUGUAUCCUGUGGUGGACAACAUGAUCAAUCUUCAUGUCCAUGGGAUGCAAUGGAGCAAGUUGAUUAUGUCAACUACAACCGGCCACAACAACAACAAAAUCCAUUUGGCGGAUUUAGUUCACAAAACAGAAAUCAUCCUGGUUUCUCAUGGAGCAAUCCCAGUGGAGCUGCCAACCCACAAGCUUAUCGGAGUUCACCACCCGGCUUUCACAAUCAACAGCAACAACAAUUUAGAGGUGGCCAAGGUUUUGCUAACAAUCAACAAGUUAAGCAAAACCAAAGCUUCCCCUAUGUUCCAAAUCAACAAAAGCCGAUCUUGCCAACUCCUGAAACACCAUCGGCUCCCGGCUUGGAUAACAUUGUUGAUCAGCUACUCAAAUCUCAACUAGCCCAAGCCGAAACCUUGAAGAAGAUUUCUGAAGAGCUUACUCAACUUCGAGCUCACAAUAGAAUGCUUGAAAAUCAAAUCUCUAGUCAAGCAUCAACAUCCUCAACAAAGGUGACCGGAAAAUUGCCAGCUUGUCCUGAGAAUCCAAGAGAACAAAUGAAUGCUAUCACUACUCGGAGUGGGAAACAACUUCAAUCUCCAUCUCUUUCAAGUAGUGAGCCCGAUGAAGAAAUAAGGGAGGAUGCCAAGGAAGAACCUCAGAACAAAGUCAAAGGAGAUGCUGUUGGAAUGCUGCCGGAGUCAAUUCAGAUCAAAGAAGGAAAGAAGGAAGAAGAUGAAGGUUUGGUAAGGAAAUAUGUUCCACCAAUUCCUUUUCCAAACCGACUCAAGAAAUCACAUAUUGAGGAACGAAGAACCAAGUUCUUGAACCGUAUCAAGCAAUAGGAUAUCUCUAUUCCUUUGCUUGAUGCCAUCACCGAAUUUCCUUCUUAUUCCAAAUUUCUCAAGGAGAUCUUAACAAAGAAAAAGGAAAAUCCUCU